This is a messenger RNA of Impatiens glandulifera, 508 nucleotides long. RefSeq names its product pentatricopeptide repeat-containing protein At3g47530-like. Gene Ontology annotation, molecular function: zinc ion binding; RNA binding. The record is from RefSeq and is a predicted model, not a curated record. Gene Ontology annotation, biological process: RNA modification. Bases 1 to 462 code for a protein of 153 amino acids. The transcript has 2 exons. NCBI's taxonomy places the organism in Eukaryota, Viridiplantae, Streptophyta, Magnoliopsida, Ericales, Balsaminaceae.
AUGUGGUUGAGCAUUUGGUUACUGAAUAUAUAUUCUUCGUUGGGAAUCCACGAUGAGGUUGAGGAAACGAAGGCCAUGAUGGGUGAGAAAGGAAUCGGGGUAUCAUCCGAUUGCAGCACAAUCGAAGUGAAUCGGAAGGUGUAUGAGUUUUUUGCAGAGGAUAUCUCGCAUUAUCGAAAGACUGAAGUUUACAGAAUGGUGGAAGAGGUUGGACAACAACUGAGGAUUGCGGGUUAUGAUGGAGAUGGAUUGGAUUUGCAUAGUGAAAAGUUGGUGAUUGCUUUUGGGCUUUUGUCGACUAAUCCUGGAUCGACAAUAAGAGUUGCGAAGAAUCUGGAUGUUUGUUCUGAUUUCCAUAGUUAUGUUAAGUUGCUUUCUAGUGUUUAUAAUCGAGAAAUUAUUAUUAGGGAAAGAACCAAAUCGCAUAGUUUCUGGCUUGUGCGGUGCUCGUGUAAUGCCUAGUUUUGAAUUCAAAACACUUUCUCGAUCUGAAUCUGAAUAUUUGUUC